AUGGCCGUCAUUGAAAUUACCUCAGCGGAGCAGUUUGAGGAGAUCAUUCGCGCGAAUCCUAAGGUGGCUGUCGACUUUAUGGCUACCUGGUGCGGUCCAUGUCGCCUCAUCAGCCCCGUAUUUAAGCAGCUCUCGGAACAGUAUAAGGAUAUUGUGUUUCUCUCCGUCGACGUGGACAAGGUCGCGCCAGUCGCCCAGAAGUACAGUGUCCGCGCAAUGCCGACGUUUAUCAUGUUUAAGGACGGAGAAAAGUUUGACGACAUUAUGGGUGCUAACAAAGUUGGCCUCGAGGAUAAGAUUAGGGGGUUUGCUGCAUAA
Messenger RNA from Hirsutella rhossiliensis, 318 nucleotides. Its product is annotated as thioredoxin domain-containing protein. Bases 1 to 318 code for a protein of 105 amino acids. The record is from RefSeq and is a predicted model, not a curated record. Gene Ontology annotation, molecular function: protein-disulfide reductase activity. The transcript has a single exon. Lineage: Eukaryota; Fungi; Ascomycota; Sordariomycetes; Hypocreales; Ophiocordycipitaceae.